Molecule: messenger RNA, 339 nt
Organism: Paecilomyces variotii
Lineage: Eukaryota; Fungi; Ascomycota; Eurotiomycetes; Eurotiales; Thermoascaceae
Exons: 2
Coding region: 1-339 (112 amino acids)
Source: RefSeq, a predicted model, not a curated record
AUGGCUCGUCAGCCCUCGUUCGAGUCGGAGAGGCCGAUUAUGGCAGCUCGGAAUUCUCAGAGAUUCUCCACCCUCAGCGGAAGCCCUUCUCUUGCGUACUCGGAUCGCACCCUGCCCAGCGGUGACCCCAAGAUGGCCGAUAUCAAGGAGUUGUCAGACGGACUCGAGCGCCUCGAGAACAAGCCCUUGACCCAGCAACGCUUCGUUCCCACAGAAGAGAAGGCCGCCAACUUGAACAAACUGGCCCUUGGCGCAAAGGUUGAGCGUUCUCUUGGACGCCGGAUGACCAACCAGGACGCGGUUAUGCGCAAACCGCUAUUGAAUGAGAAGCAAAUCUGA